This is a messenger RNA of Cooperia oncophora, 633 nucleotides long. The record is from the annotation of a GenBank genome assembly. NCBI's taxonomy places the organism in Eukaryota, Metazoa, Nematoda, Chromadorea, Rhabditida, Trichostrongylidae.
AUGCUUUAUUAUUAUUUCAGAUGCGAAUAUCCUCCAGGACCACCUGGUCUACCUGGUCGAGAUGGGAUUCCCGGUCCUGCUGGAACACCAGGUGCGCCAGGAUUACCAGCUCGCUUGCCUUGUGAUCCACCCAUUGACUACGCAAAGCUCUGUCCUGAUCCAUGUCCUGCUGGUGUGCAAGGACCACCUGGAGAGACGGGACCUCCAGGCGACAAAGGUGUCAUUGGAAUCCCGGGAUCACCCGGAAAACGAGGCUUUGACGGAAAACUGGGAGACAAAGGAGAGACUGGUCCACGAGGAAUUCCUGGUCUCGACGGAGAAAUCGGUGAUCCUGGAGAGGAUGCCAUUCCACAACCGUUUAUUCCAGGUCCACCAGGAGAGCAGGGAGACGAAGGACCACCUGGGCCACCUGGACCCGUGGGAAUGCCAGGAAUCGAUGGUCCAAUCGGCCCGGCAGGGCCUCGUGGAAAGAAGGGGAAAGACGGAUUUCCAGGAGGAAAAGGCGAUCCUGGACCAGAAGGAGCAAUGGGCGAAGCAGGGGAGGACGGCGAGAAAGGGGUCUGUCCGACGUACUGUGCAACCGAUGGUGGUGUGUUCUUCGUGCAACCGCCAGAUUGGUUCUUCGACAACUGA